AGGCGCCGGUUGGGCGGUGCCUCCUUAGGGAGGGAGAAGGGGCCGCUGGGCUCCGUGAGGAAAGGAGCAGGAAUUGGUGGUGGUGUCAGUGCCUUCGAGAAGGAGGGGCUCCAGGGCGACCUUACUGCAGGUUGGAGCCGACUCCUGCUGAUUCCUCCUCUGAAGGGGCUGCUCAGAGGGCACCAGGAGCAGAGGAACCUCAGAACAGGCCUCUAGAGCUGGAAGCAGAGAUCCAGGCAGCGACAGCGACAUGGGAGACAGUUCCCCUCAUUCCCCUGGGCUCUGUCUGUGUCGGGAAUUCAAACAGGACACAGUUCCCAGGGCCAAGAGGUUGUUGGAUUCCGCAGCGCAGCUCCAGGCCCUGCAGUCAGCCAAGAGGGUUCGUGUGUUGAGUCAUGUCUGCAGCACUCCAAAGCCAUCAGAGAACCUGCUGCUCCUCUCCCCAGGUUCUCCCUGCUCCCAUUUUCUGGAUGACAGUGGCCAGGGCGACCUUGCUGCCAGUUUUUGUGGGUCCAAGUACGACGACGUGACCAUUUCCCUGGACACCAGCAGGUGCUUCGAUGACACUGAGCUGGAUGACUCCCUGCUGGAACUGUCAGGCAGUGAGAAAGGGAACUCUCCUUUCGAUUACACCGAGGAGGAGAUCCAGGAAAUCUUGGCAGAUGAUUGCACGGAAGCUGAGCAGCACCUGAUUAGAAAAAGCCAUCUGAGCCAAAGUGUAAAUGAGGAGAGCGGACAGGCCGGGAGCAGCAGCUGCAGCGGGGCCUCAGUCAGGGAAGAUGCCUCGGAGAUUGCAGAGGAACCAGAGGCACCUCUGCCCCAGGAGCAUCCCCCAGUCAGUUCUGGGUGUUAUCCUGGCUUUUUGAGUGGAAGUGCUGGUUUGGGUGGGAUCCACCUGCAGCAGGACCUUGACCUGCAGGAUCUCCUGCGUCUCAGCCCCUUUGCUGUCGGCGGUUCCGAUGAGCCCGUGGAGGGCAAUUAUCUGGUGGAGGUGGAGAGAGAAGCUCUAGAAGCAAUGAUAGAUGAUUGUUUAGGAUAUACAACUGCUGGUAGCUGCAUUCUGGAAGAAUCCUUGGAGCCUAAAGGCCAGGAAAGCCUGGCUUCGGAUUGCCUGGGAAGAGCCGUGCCCUUGUUUCACCUUGGUGAUGAGAGCCCAGCUCCUGGGUCUGGAAACAGAGAACUUCCCAAAGCAACAGUGAACUUGUUUUCAAGGAAAUCAGACUCUCCAGAGGAUGGUGAAGGGGAAUCUCCAGGAGCUGAGCAGCCAUCAGGCGACAUUAAAUUAAGUGACACAACUAUAGUCCAGACUGUGCAGGAAGAGACAUCCAGUGGGAAGAAACCUGGCAAAGUUAUUACUGUCCCACAGGAGAAGGAGAAAAGACUGAAACAACGGCCCUGCAUUUCAGAAGUGAAAGUUGAGCAAAAGAAACGUUUCUAUCCAGAGUGUGCACCCCCACAUGAUGAAAAGGGUACCCCCUAUAGCAGAAAUUACCCAAGGUCCAACAAGAAACCUACCCAGAGGUACAGCCAUACCCACUGGGUGAGCAAGAACUUGGCCAAACUCCACGAUUUCCAGAGCAUUCCCGACCACUUCCAGUGUAACCCCGUUUGAUUUUGCUGUGUUCUGCAUUUGGAGUUGAUAACUGGUCUGGUUUUUAAGUGGUUUGUAUUUGGAGAAGUUGUCUUUUAAAAAGGCCACUGGGAGUUUCUCUGGUUUUGAAACAUUUGGGGCAGGUUUGGAAAUGCAAUUUAAGAGUUAUCUGCUUUGUGGGGGGCAGCUUUUAUGCUUUGCACCCUUUGAACUGCAAACAACCUCCUCACAGGUCACAGGUGCAGUUGGUGUUCAAGAGGCAGGAUGGGAUGUCGGAUCAUUUCACUGAUGGAAGCUGGAAAACGGGCUUUGAAGGGGAAAAAAACUCGAUUUCAAGCUUGGCAUUGAAUCUCCUGCAGUGGUUGGGAUCCCUUUGGAUAACAUGAGGGUUUAAAACUGUGAGAAACAGCUGUGGCUGCUGUUCUCCUCCGUGUGACUAAGUUGUGUGUGUUACUGUGAGCUCAGGAGGAGCUGCUGAUUUCACUGCUGGCUUGUCUUGUUCUCUUGUUGCUUUUGUCCCUGGAAAGUUUGCCUUUUUUUGAUUGCUUUUACCUGUUUCAUUUGUGAUUUCUCUUGUAAAAGUAUUUUACGAGAUUUGCACUCGAGUUUAUAAAUAUUUUGUACCUGUUAAAUGUAAUUUUCUUUUUUUCCUGUGUUACUGAGGCCCUUCUUUCACUUG
Messenger RNA from Lepidothrix coronata (blue-crowned manakin), 2270 nucleotides. RefSeq names its product S100P binding protein (gene S100PBP). The record is from RefSeq and is a predicted model, not a curated record. Gene Ontology annotation, cellular component: cytosol; nucleus. Lineage: Eukaryota; Metazoa; Chordata; Aves; Passeriformes; Pipridae. The transcript has 5 exons. Bases 251 to 1612 code for a protein of 453 amino acids. Gene Ontology annotation, molecular function: calcium-dependent protein binding.